CACCAAUGACGAUGUCCCACUUGGACAUGCCCGCAAUCAAACGCCGCCACUUUUAUUAUUAUUAUUAUUAUUUCGUAUGGGCAAUCAAUACCUAAGAAACUCUAACCCGUUACCACCUUAUCGAGUCUUUAGCAAAGAAAGCCCCGACUUUUUCAUUACUAUUUGCUAAGGACAACGAAUCGACUUACCCACCUACAACCUACAGAACCUACAAAUACAAAAACUCCUAUCUACGACCGACACUUCUUAAAACAUUCCUAGUACAACAUUUCUUGACCCCGUCUUGUCAACUAAUUUGUCAACUAACCUCCCGCCCCCCAUAUCCAUCCAUUACUCGUGUGUCUGGAUAAUUACGCUUGUCUACCGUCUACCGCAACAUUUCUUUGAACUGCUCGAUUUCGAAAGAAAUCGACGCAAGCAUCAUCAGCAAUGGAGUUAGAUCCCAAGUAUGACAACUAUGACUACCCUACCAAGGCUCCCGUCGCCAAGCCAGGGCAUCCCGGCCACUUGACCGACGCCCAACAAGCACAGGUUCAUCAGCUGCGUAUGAUGCUCGAGACCGAAGGGUACACUAAGCGACUGGAUACUUUGACGCUGCUACGUUUCCUGCGAGCUCGAAAGUUCGAUGUUAACUUGGCCAAGAAAAUGUUCGUCGACUGCGAAAACUGGCGGAAGACCAUCCUAUACGCCGGGCAGCCCCUGAAGAUCGAUGGUAAAACCUACAACCUCGACGAGGAGAUAGCCGAGUGGGACAAGGAUGGUUCCUUCAAGAGGAAGAUUUCCAAGUAUUACCCUCAGUAUUACCAUAAGACGGACAAGGAUGGGCGACCGGUCUACAUCGAACAGCUCGGAAAGAUCGAUAUUACCGCCAUGAAGAACGAGGGCCUCGAGUACGAGCAUAUGUUGGUUAACCUAGCCGUCGAGUAUGAGAAGAUGGCCGACCCUCGAUUGCCAGCUUGUUCGCGCAAGGCCGGCCAGCUCCUCGAGACAUCUUGCACCAUCAUGGACUUCAACGGUGUCGGUUUUAGCAACGCGCGCCAGGUCUUCGGCUACAUUCAGGAAGCCUCUGGCAUGAGUCAAAACUACUACCCAGAGCGUCUGGGUCGCAUGUACCUCAUCAACACCAAUUGGCUCUUUACCGGUGUCUGGCGCAUGAUCCGUCCCCUUCUGGACCCUGUUACCGUCGAGAAGAUUCACGUCCUAGGUGGUAACUACCAGAAGGAGCUCCUGAGCCAGAUUCCCGCCGAGAACCUCCCCAAGGAGUUUGGCGGUACUUGUCAGUGCGAGGGUGGUUGCGCGCUCAGCAAUGCGGGUCCUUGGUGCGAUGCCGAGUAUGCCAAGCCUGCUUGGUGGGAGAAGAAGGGCGAUACGAUUGAGAACAAGCCGUCGGAGAUCGUCAGUGGCGAGGGUGCUGCUGCUGCUGCUACAGGUACUGAUGUCGCUGUGGAAGGCGCCGAAGCCAAAGCCCUUGCCGCUGCGUAGAGGAAAUGCUAAGUUCUAAAUGUAUACAAGGGGAAGCAUAAGAUGAGGUGAAGCGGGGAGUCAAGUCAGGCUAUUCAGAUAGACAGGAGCAACAUAGCCCCUCGAGGGAGAGGGCCGCGGACGUUUUUAUUUGAUCCGGACGAUCUUUCAUACCCGGGCAAAAUCUUAUAAACGCCAGUUUUUACCUGUGGACAAAGUGACCCCAUCGCGGGUACUAUGUGGCCAUCUUUUCUACGAAAUUGUUAGAGGCAUUCAGACAUUGAUAUGAUAUAUUUGCAUUUUCCCCCA
Annulohypoxylon truncatum is the source of this 1770-nucleotide messenger RNA. RefSeq names its product CRAL-TRIO domain-containing protein. Bases 430 to 1482 code for a protein of 350 amino acids. The record is from RefSeq and is a predicted model, not a curated record. NCBI's taxonomy places the organism in Eukaryota, Fungi, Ascomycota, Sordariomycetes, Xylariales, Hypoxylaceae. The transcript has 4 exons.